AAAGCGCAUUGGCCAAAUGACCUCGGCAGUGUUGUCGGUGAAAAUCACCGCAGCGUUUGCCACGUCGAUUUAAAAGAGAUAUUUGCUUUAUCUGUUAGUUCAUGUUAUUGUUAUAGCUUACUACCUCGCUGUUUGUUCCUAAAAUAUGUUAAGUGCAGGUGGCAGCAGACUGCAUGCGCAUCGAUGCGCAGUGGACACACGCGAACAGUACGUGUCCGUUGACAUAAUUUAUUGCUUAUUCAAUAUAGCCUAUAUUCGGACCACUGACAAGUACUGAUUCUCAGAAUUACAAACCAACUGUACGAUGCCUUUAGGAGAGGAUGAAAAUGGAUGGAAAAAGAAGACAACUGAUAUCAAGGGGAAUUACGAUUUCAAGGAGGUCUUGGGAACGGGAGCGUUCUCUGAAGUUUUCCUGGCCGAGGAGAAGAAGACCCAGCGACUCGUAGCAAUUAAAUGCAUCCCUAAGAAAGCUUUGGAGGGAAAGGAGAACAGCAUUGAGAAUGAGAUUGCUGUGCUACACAGAAUAAAACAUGAGAAUAUUGUUUCACUGGAGGACAUCUUUGAGAGUCAAUCACAUUUGUACUUAGUCAUGCAGCUGGUAUCGGGGGGAGAGCUGUUUGACCGGAUCGUUGAAAAGGGCUUCUACACCGAGAGAGAUGCCAGCAAACUUAUUCGCCAGAUUUUAGAUGCAGUCAAGUAUCUCCAUGAUAUGGGCAUUGUGCACAGAGAUCUGAAGCCAGAGAAUCUGUUGUAUUACAGUAUGGAAGAAGACUCCAAUAUCAUGAUCAGUGACUUCGGCCUGUCUAAGAUCGAGGAUUCAGGAAGCGUGAUGUCAACCGCCUGUGGCACGCCUGGAUACGUGGCUCCUGAGGUCUUGGCCCAAAAGCCAUACAGUAAAGCUGUAGACUGUUGGUCCAUAGGAGUGAUUUCUUAUAUUUUAUUAUGUGGAUAUCCUCCAUUUUAUGAUGAAAUCGAUGCCAAACUGUUUGAACAGAUUUUAAAAGCAGAAUAUGAAUUUGACUCGCCUUACUGGGACGACAUCUCUGACUCAGCCAAGGAUUUCAUCAGUCACUUGAUGGAGAAAGAUCCAUGUUUGAGAUACACAUGUGAACAGGCUUUACAGCAUCCCUGGAUUUCUGGAGAUACAGCUCUGGACAGGAACAUUCACGAGUCUGUUAGUGCACAGAUCAAGAAGAACUUUGCCAAAAGUAAAUGGAAGCAAGCGUUUAAUGCGACAGCGGUGGUCAGACACAUGCGGAGACUGCAGCUGAGCACCAGCCUAGAGGGGCCGAGCCAAAUCAACACCACCAGCUCAUAUCACAGACACCUGCUCCUCCCCGCAAAAGAGCUCGAGCAGGAGGAAGAUGAAGAGGAGGAGGAGGAAAAGAAUGCAGUACCUGUUCUGGCCUGUAGGUGGGGCUGUUUUCAAUCAGCAGAAUCUGAUUCAGAGUUUUCUCAGGUUCUCCCACCACAGACGGACGUCGGGGUAGUGCCGAUAGAGAGAGUCUCAGAAGCUGUGCUUACUGCUGUCGACCAACCAGCAGGAUCUGAAAUAGAUCUCUGAACCCAGCGGAACCCACAAAUGCACUUCUAUCGCACCAGUCUGACCCGGAACACAGAGAGAAGUUUCCUGGUAACAUGCACUUGAUGGAGCUAGUACUGAUGGUGGGAAACUCAAAUCAGAAAUGAGACCUGUGGCUUUAAACAGUCAAACAGAAAUUAACUCCUCUGUUUUAACCCUCGUUUAUUUUGUCUGAUUUAUAUUUACGUAGCACGACCAAAGAGAGUUUUAGUUGUGUAUGGGUUAUAAUGUAAGUUCAUUAUUUUUUUAAAGAGUCACAAGAAGGCAUAACACUUUCAGGUGUCGUCCCCGUAGCAUUUUGGACUUUCUUGGAAAGCCACUAGUUGUAAUGUCCAAAUAAGCCCAACUUUUAUAAAGAUUUGCUUAGGCAAUUUAAGAUCAAUUUAAAGUCACGUUGUCUUGUUUUUAAUCUUUUCUCGCCUUAAUCCGAUGUGUUCUUUGUUUUGUGAGUUCUGUUGGAUGUAGUUGUUUGAAUUCUUGAUUUUGUGCUCUGGUUUAGACUGGUUGUCUAGUGCAGAGUUUCUUAGGCUGGGUGCAUUUUUGACACCCAGAUAAACUACAGUCACAAACCUGGGUAAUCUCUCUUUUCAAUAUUUUAUUUCAGUCUAAUUUUAGACUGUGGGCCAAAAACAACCCACUCUCUGAGUCCGAAGCAAGCCAAACCCAAGUGAGCUGCCUAUUCUGAAAGAAUUUUUACAGCACCUGGCACAAGUUAACUCACCAGGUUUUGGAACAAAGCAGUCUUUUAUUUAUAUUAUUUAUUGAUAUAUGAUUAUGAGUUUUUCCAGGUUGAGGUGAGGGGAGUUUGGACGUGGUGGUGAAAUAUUGUGGUGGGAUGCAUGUCGUGUGAGCUGGUCGUUUUGUAAAGGUUCUUUUGUUGGGUUUCUGGCCAUAAUCUGUACUGUUCUCAUGUACAGAAGACGUCUAAUGUUUGCAUGACCUCGUAAAUAUGUUUACAAGAGCGAUGAACAAAAUAAAAAUAUACACAUUACUGUCAGUAAAACUAUGCGGAUGAGCAAAAUAUGACAGAUAAUAUUGCUCAUAAAGUGAUGUAGAUAGAGGCAUAUGAUAUUUUGGCACUUGACUGAAUCUGUAUCUUUUGUCUUUUCUUUGUGGAAUAUAAAUGUUAUAUUUUAAAGCGAAAAUGCACAUUUAAGAAUAUUUGGAGUGCGGGCCUAAACUGGAUUUCUUCUAAAAUAACAAUGCAAGACCGUUUAUUACCUUGUUUAUCAGUAUAUCAUAUUUGUGCCAAUGAGAGCACUACUUGAAGCCAACUGUAACCUUCUUUGCAAAUUCACCCCUCAAAGUCAUUUUUCUUGCAAAACUUGACUUAAAAAUAGUAGUUAUGAUAAAUAUUGACAUCUAAAAAAUUCUGUUUCAACUCAUAGUUUGUUGAAAUAUGGACAUACCCAACCACUGGCUUAAAUUAACCCAGAAUUUGUCCAUAUUUGACCCAACCAUGUUGAAACAACCCAGCAUUGUUUUGAAGCGUAAACAUACAUUUUGUCAGAAUAUAUAUAUAUACUGUAUAUAUCUCAUCUUGUUUCACGUGAACGUAUGCACACUUGGCGAUUUCGCAAGGAAGAGGAGACACAAAUACAGUAUGUGUAUUUUCCAUGGAAGAUGAUGUAUACAUGUAUUGUGUAUCUUUUUUUGUAAAAGCUACAAUGUAUCGAUGCAAUGCAUCAUGUGUUAUCGAUGAAGUCGAUAAGCAAGAGCCAAUGAUUUGUACCCUUGAAGAUAAACAGGCCGUAGCACGUUAUGAAUAAACACUCCUUGUCUAUG
Molecule: messenger RNA, 3367 nt
Organism: Triplophysa rosa
Lineage: Eukaryota; Metazoa; Chordata; Actinopteri; Cypriniformes; Nemacheilidae
Gene: camk1a
Product: calcium/calmodulin-dependent protein kinase Ia
Exons: 13
Coding region: 305-1564 (419 amino acids)
Biological process (GO): peptidyl-serine phosphorylation
Cellular component (GO): intracellular anatomical structure
Molecular function (GO): calmodulin binding; ATP binding; calcium/calmodulin-dependent protein kinase activity
Source: RefSeq, a predicted model, not a curated record